AUGAACAACCGAAAGGAAGACAUGGAGAUUGCGUCCCAUUACCGGCACCUGCUGCGGGAACUGAACGAGCAGCGGCAGCACGGCGUCCUGUGCGAUGUGUGCGUCGUGGUGGAGGGCAAGGUCUUCAAGGCGCACAAGAACGUCCUGCUCGGCAGCAGCCGCUACUUUAAGACGCUGUACUGCCAGGUGCAGAAGACGUCCGAGCAGGCCACGGUCACGCACCUGGACAUCGUCACGGCGCAGGGCUUCAAGGCCAUCAUCGACUUCAUGUACUCUGCCCACCUGGCCCUCACCAGCAGGAACGUCAUCGAGGUGAUGUCCGCCGCCAGCUUCCUGCAGAUGACGGACAUCGUGCAGGCCUGCCACGACUUCAUCAAGGCCGCGCUGGACAUCAGCAUCAAGCCCGACGCCUCGGACGAGCUCUCCGAGUUCGAAAUCAGUGCCCCUCCCGGCAGCAGCACGGACGCCCUCAUCUCGGCCGUGAUGGCGGGACGGAGCAUCUCCCCGUGGCUGGCCCGGCGCACCAGCCCCGCCAAUUCUUCCGGAGACUCGGCCAUCGCCAGCUGCCACGAAGGGGGCAGCAGCUACGGGAAGGAGGACCAGGAGCCCAAGGCUGACGGCCCCGACGACAUUUCUUCGCAGCCGCUGUGGCCCGGGGACGUGGGCUACGGGUCUCUGCGCGUCAAGGAAGAGCAGAUCUCCCCGUCUCAUUACGGAGGGAGUGAGCUCCCUUCCUCCAGGGACGCGGUGAUACAGAACUCUUUCUCGGAGCAGGCUGGCGGGGACGGCUGGCAGCCCACGGGUCGCAGGAAGAACCGGAAAAACAAAGAGACGGUCCGGCACAUCACACAGCAGGCGGAGGGCGAUAGCCGGGCCGGCUCCCCGGUGGCCCCUUUCCUUUCGACGUCCGGGUGGCCAUUCGGCGGCCGCGACUCAAGCGCGGACCUGACUGUCGCCGAAGCCAGCAGCUCUGACAGCCGCGGGGAGAGGGCUGAGCUGUACAGCCACGUGGACGAGGGUCUCCUGGGAGGAGAGGCCAGCUACCUGGGCCCGCCCCUCACCCCCGAGAAGGACGAGGCACUGCAGCAGGCCGCCGCGGUGGCCAACCUGCGGGCGGCACUCAUGAGUAAGAACAGCCUGCUGUCCCUCAAGGCGGACGUGCUCGGGGACGACAGCUCCCUGCUGCUGGAGUACCUGCCCAAGGGCACCCACUCUCUGUCCCUCAACGAGUUCACGGUGAUCAGGAAGAAGUUCAAGUGCCCGUACUGCAGCUUCUCGGCCAUGCACCAGUGCAUCCUCAAGCGGCACAUGCGCUCCCACACGGGCGAGCGGCCCUACCCCUGCGAGAUCUGCGGCAAGAAGUUCACCCGGCGCGAGCACAUGAAGCGGCACACGCUGGUGAGUCGGCCCUUCUGUGCAGACGCCGGUGCCCGCUCAGCAGACAGAGGGGCUGGCGGCAAGCUGGCCAGGGGUGGUCUGGACGGACAGGUGCCGGGCCAUCUGGUGCUGGCCGAGUGGCUCCCUGAGACGCCUUUGUCGCUCCUGGGUGUCCUGGCACAGCCCCUCAGUUUCCCGCGUGGGAGCCCCAGGUUUUGA
Puma concolor (puma) is the source of this 1596-nucleotide messenger RNA. The record is from RefSeq and is a predicted model, not a curated record. Lineage: Eukaryota; Metazoa; Chordata; Mammalia; Carnivora; Felidae.